AUUAUGUUAAAAAGUGUUAUUCAUUUCUACCGGCUGCUUUCACUUUUUAUUCUAUCGGUACCCCAACUCUACCCAGUCAACCGCCAACCAAGUGUAUUUCCAAAGCCUUCUGCUUUACAGUACAGAAAUCAUCGUGAUACGUCCUUGCUUUGCUGAGUUUUAGUUGAACUUCCAUCCGGAGUUUUCGCCUGUUAGGAUAUCCGACAAUGACUUGCAGCAACAUCGGAGCUGAAGCCUAUCCCCUCAGGCUGCGUCCGCGGUCACAUGCUUCAGGCUCUAAAGCUGGUCAUACAAGCAUAGAGACUUACGUUACCCCUUGCUAAGAAUCCCAUUCUACGCUUGCAGGAUGAGACCCCGACGUACGUUUCAGGGAUCGGUCAGUCUGACGUCCUUAAGAUGGGAGCCCUAGCUGCGAAGUGGCGCGAGCCACCCCGCGAUGCCCUCGACACACUGGUGCUGGGGUCCGCAGACCUAUCCGCCUUAAACGACUAUCAGCAGUUGGAGUACAUGCCCUUUGAUGCACGGUUCAAGCGCACUGAGUCGACGAUUAAGGCACCGGAUGGUCGAGUCUUCAAGGUCACGAAGGGCGCCCCUCAUGUCAUCCUGGCCCUGCUGCCGCGCACCGACUACGCUAUCAUCCAAGCGGUUGAAGCUCAUGUGCGAGCACUGGGGCAGCGGGGCAUUCGAGCGCUGGCGGUUGCCAAGUCCGAGGGAAAUGACGCUCCGUGGCAGAUGCUUGGCCUUCUUACCUUCCUGGACCCCCCGCGCCCGGACACCAAGCGCACCAUCGAGCGGGCGCUGGAGUUCGGGGUGGACGUGAAGAUGAUCACCGGAGACCACCUGCUCAUUGCAAAGGAAACUGCACGCGUGCUGGGGCUGGGUACCAAUAUCCAGGAGCCCUCGCACCUGCCCACCAUUGACGCCGAGGGCAAGGCGCCCAAGGACCUGGGCAAGAACUACGGCAAGGUCAUUAUGGAGGCGGACGGCUUUGCUCAGGUCUUCCCCGACCACAAGUACCUGAUCGUUGAGGCUCUGCGCCAGAACGGGUUCGCAGUGGGCAUGACCGGCGACGGUGUCAACGACGCCCCCGCGCUCAAGCGAGCCGACGUGGGUGUGGCGGUGCAGGGCGCCACAGACGCGGCGCGAGCUGCCGCCGACAUCGUGCUGACGGAGCCGGGCCUGAGCACCAUCAUUGAGGCCAUCAUCGUGGCUCGCUCCAUCUUCCAGCGCAUGCAGAACUUCAUCAACUAUCGUAUCGCAGCCACACUGCAGCUGCUCACCUUCUUCUUCAUUGCCGUGCUAUCGUUUCCGCCCAGCAAGUACGAGCCGGCAGGCGUCGAGGAACCCUGGCCGUCAUACUUCCGGAUGCCGGUCAUCAUGCUGAUGCUCAUCACGCUGCUGAAUGACGGCACCCUCAUCUCGAUCGGCUACGACCACGUAAAGCCCUCGCACAUGCCGGAGAAAUGGAACUUAAAGGCUCUGUUCACCAUCUCCAUUGUGCUGGGCCUGGUUGCAUGCGGCUCCUCCCUCUUGCUGCUGUGGGCCGCGCUGGACAGCUGGAACCCCGGCAGCAUCUUCCAGCGCUGGCGUAUUGGCGGCGUGCCGUACGGCAAGAUCACCACCAUGAUCUACCUCAAGGUAUCCGUUUCCGACUUCCUCACGCUCUUCUCCGCGCGUACCCACGACGGCUUCUUCUGGUCGGUCGCACCCAGUCCCAUCCUGCUGGGCGCCGCCACGCUAGCGUUGUCGCUCUCCACGGCUCUCGCAUGCGCCUGGCCUCGCGGCCACCUGGACAAUCAGCCGGUGGAGGGGCUAGCGUACGGCAGCUACACGCUGCUUCCGCUGUGGAUCUGGUUGUACUGCAUCUUCUGGUGGUUCGUACAGGACGCGCUCAAGGUCUUUGCCUACUGGGUGAUGCGCAGGUACAACAUCUUCAACAUCAACACCCACCAGCUCGUCAACCUGCGCGAGGCCUCCCGGCCUGAGGACCCCAACCGCCCACUGGCGGCCGGCUCGGUGGGCCUCACGGAGACCAAGCUGUUGCACCACCGCAUCACUAACGCAACAGAGGUGCUGGAGCGAGUGUCAGCUGUUGCGCCGGGCCAGAUCGCCCGCGUGUCCCAGGGCCUGGCCCUGGCCCGCUCCAGCGCCCGAGUGGUGCGGGAGACGGUGUCCCGCAGGAGCCCCACCGCUGCGGCAAUGCCUCAGCCCCCUACCGAUAUGGAGGCGGCGGCAGAGACGGCACUGCCACCGGGCGAGUACGUCCACGAGUCUGUGGAGGCGCUUCGAGAGGCUGUGGAGGCGCUUAGUCCUGAGGUCCGCGCCGAGAUCGAGCCGCACCUGGCCCCGGUCCAGGCGGCGGCCGGGCAGCUGGACGAUGUGGCUCGCGCCUUCGAGCUGCCCGGGGCCAGCAGGGACUCCGCGGCAGCGCAGGCGGCGCGACGAGGCUCCCGCUAGAGCUGUGCCGGAGGGCAUGGCCUGAUAGUUGAACUUCAGAGCCACAGGUGCCCGUGCCCGUACUGCAGGGUGCAACUGCGCUUUAGGGGACCCUUCCUUUCUUACCCGGCCUCCUCCUUGUACCAGUAGCGGCACGUCAUGCUAGCGUGCAAUGUUUGCUUGUGUCCCACAUGCAACCACACUGGGUCCACAUUUGUUGUGCGCAUCAUUAGUCCACGUCGUGGGAAUCUGCUUUGAACCAUGUAGCAUGGUUUACCCAGCGCGUUUGUUAAGAUAAGUGCCGUAUGCAUGGAUUAUGAAGGCUUUCAUGUUGCUUGUCCUGGCACUCGCGUGUGCUAUGAGCUGCGGGCGCGUAUACAAAGGGUAUCUCGACCUAAGGCAUAACCUGUGCGGGGAGUGGAGGCACGAUGGAAGAGAUGGAUAGGUAGGAUGGGUAUCAUGUGGGUUUGGCAGUUACUGAGCGCAUGUACCCUACUGGCUCUAUGUCUCAAAAAUGCCAGAGUUGCAUUAGUCGUGUGGUCUAAGUUGCCAACGUAACUGGGUCGACUCCCCUCUUACGGUAAUUCAAUCUUGAGCACACAUCAAGCAGAAUGACAUUUGAAGUAAUAUUUUGCGAACUGAUGCAAGGGGCAAUGUGCAGUGAGGGC
Messenger RNA from Astrephomene gubernaculifera, 3104 nucleotides. The record is from the annotation of a GenBank genome assembly. Lineage: Eukaryota; Viridiplantae; Chlorophyta; Chlorophyceae; Chlamydomonadales; Astrephomenaceae.